Folsomia candida is the source of this 2902-nucleotide messenger RNA. RefSeq lists its product as uncharacterized. The record is from RefSeq and is a predicted model, not a curated record. Bases 1741 to 2463 code for a protein of 240 amino acids. NCBI's taxonomy places the organism in Eukaryota, Metazoa, Arthropoda, Collembola, Entomobryomorpha, Isotomidae. The transcript is spliced from 2 exons.
CAGUUUAUCAUUUAUUCACAUUACACAACAAGCAACUGGACGGACAUAUACUUAAAUACUUACAUAACAUGUCACACGAUAAUUCAAAAUUGUGAUAGUUUGCUUACAUCCAGUGUAUUGGCAGAAUUUAAUAUGUAUAUAUUUAUUAAGUUUCGUGACCCAUUGUGACAUUUACAUAUUUCCUUCAUAUAAAGUUGUGAAUAUUUAUCCUGGUGUAAUCAAAGCCUUACUUAAAUGUGAAAUAUUCCAUCAUUACAGUUCUGUACAUACAAAAUUUAACUAUGUAUAAUUUUGCAAUGUUUAUUCCACGUGCUCCCCUGAUAAUUAGGUAAUUCUACAUAAUGUUGUUUUGUUAAAGGUAUAUCUGUAUGUAGGUCGGAUAUUUUGCGUCGCCCGUUCAAACCUGUGCAUUUACUCCGUAGUCCGUACUUCGGGUAAAGUCUUGCACUCACGACUACUCCGAUCUAUGGUUAGACAGUUAAAUACUGCAUUUUCAAAACUCAUUAACAUAAACAUGUUUGACAAACUUGGUGUUUUAAAAUGACACAAAACAUCGCUAUCAAACUAUGCACAUGUAAAAGGGAUUCACGGCUUCCCAUCGAGUUUUACUUGUAUUAAGACAACCUGGAGUUCCGACUGAAUUCCAAAUUCAAGGUCAGUAUACCUAAAAUAGCUUGGAGACAUUAAAUGUCAAGGUACUAUGCAUAUUGCUCUACUUUUGGGUAAUGAUUAAGACGACGACGUCACAUCCGUUUCAUACAUGCAUUUUGGACUUAUCUUCCAUUGGUGACAAAACUUUCGUUAAUCAUUACCCAUAAAUUGAAACAGGAAUAAGUAGUACCUCCUCGGUUUCCCACAAAAUUAUUUAGUGUUGCACAUGCAUUUCUGCCUACUUGCUAUAAUCGGGGAUAAAAAAAUCACCAAUUAAAAAAUCAUGUCUCACAUUUAGUGCAUAUGGACUUGCGUAAAAGAUACGCGGAAACCUGGGAACUUGUUGAUACUAGAUUGCUUAUCCCAAUUAGUCAAUUGAUAGAAAAUAGAGUACUAUGUCCCGCUAAGUUUAAAUUGUACUCGUCAAAGAUUUCGACCACGUGCGAAAUGACGACCACGCUGGGUUCCGGAUAUCUCAAAUAUCUCCGAAGCCACAUGCGAAUUUUGGACUUUCUCAAGUGCUUUCCCCUGGUAUUGAGUGCAGACAAGGAUCGGAUUGUGGUAAGUAGGAGUCGUUUGAAGAAAUGGGUCACGUGGCUUUCUCCAAUAUUUGAGUUUCUGUAUCUCUUCUGUUUCUUCACCGUGGUUCGAAACGACUGGACGAACAAGUGCAUCGGCAAAGCAGCCGAAGGUGCCAUGGUUACAAAUGGAAUUGCCGUAUCAAUUAUCUGGAGCUUUGGUGCUUAUCCAGACACAAAAGUGAUGUCGCUGGGACAGACAUCGGGUUUCAACAAGUAAAGCCCGAAUCGCCCAAAAUGCAAGUGAGAUUUAUUCAAAUGAGGUGAUACGCAACAAUAAAUCCACUAUACAUAGUUGAUUUUUUUCGUAUUACUCCAAUGUCUCAUGUUCACCAAAAAAUCUCAAUUUGGCCCAAAAAUCUCACAUUCCCAUACAAAAAUCUAGUCAUUGUUUCUACUCAUGUUCAUAAUUUCAAGUUUGUAUAUGAUUAUUUCUUAACAUAAAAAAUGUGUGCAUAUUUUAGCCACAAAUUUCAAAAAGUUACGGACAGACCGCUGUUUAGAAGGGUACAUGAUGAUGGGAACUAUCGUGCCAAUCGCAACUGGGUUCAUAAAUUUAGGACGAGUAAUUAUGGAUCAUUGCGCCCCACCCUUUCUGGGCGCGUACUUUCUCCAAUGCCCACUAUGUUCGGGACCAAAUCCGCCAGUCAACUAUGUCACGUGGAUUCCAAUGCUCAUCCUGGACUUUUACUUUCUAGUCAUCGUCUUACAGAAAGGAUUCUUUUAUUUGAUUCAUGUCGUAUACGCUACAACGGGGCGGUUGGUGGAUUACUUGGAAAUCAUUAGGAACUCGUCCCCCGGAAAUUUAGGACUAUACAGAUGCGUCCAAAUUCUAGAAGCCCAAUUAAACGACUAUGCUCGAAUACGCAUAAUGCCCGCCUUCAUUUCCGGCGUCCCAUGCGUCGAGAUGCUAAGCUUGUUCGUAAUGAUAAAGCUGCACAAUGAAAUCCCACUUCCUGCAUUUUUGCUUUUCCCGGAAUCAUUCCUAACCGCAGGGGGAGCCUUGAUUGUCUAUGAAACCGUGGCCGCCAUCCUGAACACGAAAUCGAUUCAGUGCAUGUUGACCUGGAAGCAACUUUUUUGUCAGGACCGGGUGAAACGGAGAGUGGUCAGGUCGCUGAUGCCGUUAAUGGUGAAGUUUGGGUCCAACUAUAUCGACAAGGGGACACCUUUAAUCACGCAAAAUUUUUGCAUUAGCCAAACCGUGUCGAUGUUGUUGAUGAAGAGCCGCUAAUUAUGAGUAAUAAUCUAAGCUUAACCAUGAUGUUUUCGCGCUAUACGGAUUUUGAUGUCAAAAUUGUUGUAAUUUCUGGUACAUAUGUAAAUAUUUAGUUCGAGCUUAUAAUUAAAUAGAUAAGAACGGUUAUAAUAAGUAAAUAUACUCAGAAAAUUGGUGUUAAAUCACUACUGACCAGAGUACGUAUGUGUGUAUAUGUAUGUAUAUGACGUGUCGGCACGGCAAUAAGUAACGGGAAUUACCGUUUUAGUAAUGAAAAAUUUACACUUAGAAACCAACUACUAAAAAUCUGAUAAGAAAUCAUUACCAAAUUAAUGCCAGGACGGAAUAUGUAUGACAAUCGGAUUUUAUUCGGAGUGUAUUUACUUAAGUAGCAGCCUCUUUGUUAAGGCAGUAAAAUACUUGUGCCGAUAGCAAUAAAUCACUAUAAGAAAAA